This is a messenger RNA of Penicillium taxi, 477 nucleotides long. RefSeq lists its product as uncharacterized. NCBI's taxonomy places the organism in Eukaryota, Fungi, Ascomycota, Eurotiomycetes, Eurotiales, Aspergillaceae. The record is from RefSeq and is a predicted model, not a curated record. The transcript has a single exon. Bases 1 to 477 code for a protein of 158 amino acids.
AUGAAUUAUAUAAGGAUAAAAUUCCCCAACCUUCCAGGAAGACUCAAGCAUCCUCAAUAUCUUAAGAAGAGAAGCUAUAACACAAAAAUUUCAAAUCGCCAUUCACCUAGCCGCCAUCUCCCCGGCCAGAGGCCAGCCUUUAAGCUCCAGACCCGCCCAACCCCAAAGCCAGGACCAGACAAACUCCUAAUAGCUGUCAAAUCCGUAGCCCUAAACCCAGCAGAUGCUUAUAUGCGUGACCAAGGUCUCUUCAUACCCAUGUACCCAAUGGUCAUUGGCUUCGACAUGGCGGGGUUAGUCCGUGAGGUCGGCAACAAUGUCCCCAAGAGCAAUACCUCAUCCUCUGACAGCAUGCUGUACUUGUUCCAGACGAUAGUUGUGGAUGCUAUCAUUUCGGCGGCCAGAGCAGACGGGUUAGUGAUCCGGCAUUGUUUUCUUGCUAUUGAGCAGCUGGCGUCUUGUGAGACUGUGCUUUAG